Messenger RNA from Ananas comosus (pineapple), 2529 nucleotides. Its product is annotated as G-type lectin S-receptor-like serine/threonine-protein kinase SD2-5. Gene Ontology annotation, molecular function: ATP binding; protein serine/threonine kinase activity. Gene Ontology annotation, biological process: protein phosphorylation. NCBI's taxonomy places the organism in Eukaryota, Viridiplantae, Streptophyta, Magnoliopsida, Poales, Bromeliaceae. The coding region runs from base 1 to 2397 and encodes 798 amino acids. The transcript is spliced from 2 exons. The record is from RefSeq and is a predicted model, not a curated record.
AUGGAACAAGUUGGGGGAGAACUUGUAAUGUCCUUGGGGCUAGUGAUGAAGGCAACAAGGCAUUCGGUUAUGAAGCAUUCUCGAGAAGAGAUCGGCCCCACCUUUGCCGCUGGCUUUAUUUGCCCCUUCCCCUGCGACAACAGCAGCUUCCUCUUCGCCGUCUUCAUCCUCAUCGCCACCCCUUCCGGCCGCGUCGUCUCCGCCAACACGACCUCCCCGCGCAUCGUCUGGUCCGCCAACCGCGGCCGCCCCGUCCGCCGGAACGCCACGCUGGAAUUCACCAUCGGCGGCGACGUCGUCCUCCGCGACGUUGACGGGACAAUCGUCUGGUCGACCAACACGUCGAACCGUUCUGUUGCGUCCCUAGCCCUCGCCCCGUCGGGCAAUCUGGUGAUCUUCGAUUCGAAGAACCUCUCCGUCUGGCAAUCCUUCGACCACCCGACGGACUCCCUCAUCCUCGGGCAGCCUCUCAAGGUCGGGCAGCGGCUGACGGCCGAUGCGGCCCCUGCCAACUCCUCUAAACGCAUCUUCCACCUUUCCGUCCUCCCAGACGGCCUCUAUGCGUCCAUCGAAUCCAAUCCUCUGCAAGUCUACUACAAAUUGCAAUACAACAACAAAACGAAACCCACGAGCGGAGCAAUCUCCGCAAUUUUCCUCUCCGGCGGGCUCACGAUCAUCGACGGCAAUCCCCCACUGCCGUCACUGUCGACACCGGCGCAAUACAUGAGAUUGGAGAUGGAUGGGCACUUGAGGAUCUAUCAAUGGAAUGGAACAGUGUGGAAAUUCAUAAGUGAUGCUCUCCAUCUUGACGACUGCGCCUACCCGACGGUGUGCGGCGGUUACGGGAUCUGUUCCAACGGGCAAUGCAGUUGCCCUAGCGGCGGCAGCGGCGGCAGCAGUAAUAACAAUCCCCAAUUCUUCAAUCUGAUCAACAAUCGGGAACCAAAUCUCGGCUGCACCCCCGCGACUCCACUUUCUUGCCAAUCUACUCAGGACCAUCAGCUGCUCCCCCUCGUGAACGUCACCUACUUCGACGAUUAUGCUGACCGUUGGUCGACAGACGAGCAGAGCUGCAAGAAUGCCUGCUUGAAGAAUUGCUCUUGCCAGGCCGCCUUUUUUCGCUACGGUUUCAAUUCCUCAAACGGGUCUUGUCAUCUCCCGACGGAGGUCUUCUCGCUGGUGAGCACCCGACCGGAAGGCGUCGGCCAGAAUUUCUCGGCAUACCUUAAGGUACAAGUGAUUCACCAGUCCACUUCCUCUAGAGGGAAGAUUGUCACGGGUGCGGCUCACGGGGUUCUGAUUCUUCUAAUCGUCAUAAUCGGGGCAGCAAUCGUGAUUCUGCGGAGGAAAAAGGCGGCGCGUGAGGAUGCCGAGGAGGAUGUGUUCAAAGGGCUGCCAGGCUUGCCAAGGAGGUUCUCUUACAGUCAGCUUAAAUCGGCCACAAACGGCUUCUCGACGAAGCUCGGGGAAGGGGGGUUCGGGCCGGUCUACGAGGGCCGGUUCGGAGAUGCCAAAAUCGCCGUCAAGUGCUUGAGUGAUAUCAAACAAGGGAGAGAGGAGUUCUUGGCGGAGGUGAAGACGAUCGGCAGCGUUCACCACAUCAAUCUAGUGAGGUUGAUCGGCUUCUGCUCCGAUAAGUCCCGCCAACUUCUCGUCUACGAGUUCAUGAGCAACGGAUCGCUUGAUAAAUGGAUAUUCCACAAUAAGGGCAACACCGCCGCCGCGGUGCUCGAUUGGAAAACCAGGCUCAAGAUCAUCGUCGACAUAUCGAAAGGCUUGUCGUACCUCCACGAGGAGUGCAGCCAAAAGAUUGUUCAUUUGGACAUCAAGCCCGGAAACAUCCUGCUAGACGAGAAAUUCACCGCGAAGAUUUCCGAUUUCGGGCUGGCCAAGCUCAUCGACAGAGAUCAGAGCCACGUCAUGACACGAGUCCGGGGGACUCGCGGGUACAUCGCGCCCGAGUGGUUAACUUCUACGAUCACCGAAAAGGCCGAUGUCUAUAGCUUCGGAGUCGUCGUCAUGGAAAUCGUGAGCGGGCGAAAAAGCAUAGACUCUUCGCAACUGGAGGGAAGCACUCACUUGAUCAAUCUGCUCCAGAACAAGAUUAAGGCGGAGCGAUUGUCGGAUUUGGUCGACGGUCGCAGCACCGACAUGCAAUUGUGUAGAUUCGACGUCGUCGAGGUGAUAAAGCUCGCGAUUUGGUGCCUGCAGGGGGAGAUCAGUAAGAGGCCUUCAAUGUCGCAGGUGGUGAAGGUUUUGGAAGGCUCGAUGGAUUACGAAACCAGCAAAGAGUACUCCAAGUUCAUGAGUUCGAGUCCGGCUUUGUCGGCGUGGGCGGAUAUUUUCGACACUUCGGAUCCGCCGUCGGCGCUGCAGCUGUCGGAAUCGCGAAUGUGAGAGGUGUGUUUCUGAAAAAUUGGAAUCACUGAACUUGUUUUGCUGUGCAUUUUUGUAAUUUGGUGUUGGAAAUAGCUGUUGUAUGAAGUUGUUUCUUGGUUGGAUUGCCUUAUACAUAAUAGAGAAACUUUG